GAGAGAGAGAGAGAGAGAGAGAAUAUUAGAUGUACAGGUGAUAUUUAAAGUAAUGACAUGAAUCAGACUGGUAAAGAUACAGUUUUGAUUUCUUACAUUGGGAUUUUUUUACCUUUCUUGCUUCUACAGAGGUCAGGUGGGUGGGGUCUACUCCAUUUUUAAAUAGCUUCAGCUACCUUCCUGUAUCUCUAAUUCUUCUCUGUGAUGCUUGUAGCCUUGCAGGGGCUUUUAAUGGAGGAGAGGACCUUUAAAGAGCAGUUUGAUGUAGAUGGGAUUGUUUCUUGACAGGACCACAUUUCAUUUCAUUUCAUUUCUUCUACAGGUAUAGUUAAAUUUCACUUUGUUCUUCAAUUUCUUCUAUCCUCAAUCCAUUGCUUCUUCUGUGGCUUUUUCUGCUCUUUUUCUGAAUUUUUUCCAAGCCAUUUUUGAGAUCUAGGGUUCUUUAAUUUUGUGUAUUGUGCACAGAACUUAACCAAAAUUUGCUCCUUCUCAUCAGUUUUAGCUGCUUGGUUUUAUUUAAAUUGCAUUUUGUCUUUCAAUUCAAAUUUCUAAGAGUUUCAUCAAUGGAAAAAAACUUGUUUCUUUUGUUUUUUUCUUUUUUAACAAAAAUCAUUAUUUAUAUUUUCAACUAUCUUUUUUUGCCUUUAGAAGUGUACAUGAACUUAAAAGAACAUUUGUAUUUUCUUCCAUUCCUAGGUCAAAAUAUAGCGCGGUUUAGUUUGGCUAUAUUUUGACCUAGAGGUCAUAGGUUGGUGUUAUCAGCGACAAAAUGAAGAACAACUAAAUAAAUGAACAGAUAAAUAGGUAAAUGCACCAAACUAAGAUAUCAAGACAACGCUUAUAUUAAGGCUUCGUUUGGAACGGCUUUCUUACUACUUAAAGUAGUUUUCUAAUAUAAAAAUUUUAAUUUUUAUACUAGAAAACAAUUUUAAGAAACAAUAAAGAAAGCCAUCUCAAACGAAACCUAAGACUCACAUAUCCUCUCUUCAGAGGAAACAAAGCUCAAAUUCUCAUCAACUAAACAAAAAAGAAAAAUUAAUUUUCACUUAUUUUCUCCCAAACAAAACAAGAAAAUGAAAACUAAUUUCAGUUCAAUUCCUCUACUAUUCCCAUUUAAUUUCCCUUUCAUUUCCUCUCAGUGAAUUCUUACAAUAAAUUGAUUUACUAUCAUUGAUUUGAAACACAGUUAUUGUUCCAUCUCAGGCAUGGCUUCUUACUCAUCUCAGCCUCAAGAACUAUGUCAUUGUUUACAAUGUGAUAAGAAAAUCCAAAAUGAUUUUCUUCAAUCAUGGAUGAAUGAAGAAGCAGGGAAACAAGAAAGCUUCCUUGGCCUUGUUCAUGGACAUGGAAAUGGAAAUUCAUUGUCACUAAGCCUUGGAUCUCAUAUGGAAUCAAUGAAUUCAUAUAACUAUAAGAAAACACAUACACUGUCAAAUGAUAUUAGCUCAAACUCUUUGGUUCAUGAAGAUGUUAUGGUGGAAUCAUCAUCUUCAUGUGCUGAACAUGCAAAGCAUGAGUGCAUGACAUGUGAUGGCGAUGCAGCGAGCAGUGGCUGUGGUUCGAGAAGUUCAGAUGCAAAUUACUACGACUCGAUCUCGAUCGUUAGUUUUGUUCAGAAUUCUCGAUAUCUUAAGCCUGCGCAACUAUUGCUUGAUGAAGUUGUUUUUGUGAACAAAAAUUCAGAUAUUGAGCUUUCUUCAGAGGAGAAAAUGGACAGAACUGAUGCAGUGGAUGUGUUGAGUUGUGGUAGACCACAAUUUACAGGAGAAGAGAUGGAUUCAAAGAAAGGAAAUAUGAAAUUUCUAUGUUUGACAAAGGAAAAGCAAGACAUUGAGACUAGAAUUACCAAGCUUGUAGCUCUGCUUGAAGAGGUUUUUACUUCCAUACGCUUAAAUGGAGAAUGGAGAUUCAUAAUGACAAUCACACAUAGUUUGGGUAAGACUAAUGUUGAUGAUGUAAUAUAUUUAUUCAUUAGUUUUAGUAUUUUUAUCCAGCUUGAAAGACAUCAACAGCAAUAUUUCCAUCAAAUGCAUGCACUAGUAGAUUCCUUCGAAGCUAUAGCUGGUACUGGAGCUGCUGCUGCAUAUACAACUCUCACCAUGAAAGCAAUGUCGAAACACUUCUCUAACCUGAAGGAUACCAUAACUACUCAUAUAACUUCUGCAAGUAAAGCCUUAUCCAAAGACUUAUCAAGAAACAAUGGAGCUCCAUCUCUUUACACGCACAGUCACAGCAAUUAUAAGCAUAAAAAAGAAGCACUUCAAAGCAUAGGCAUGGUGCGUAUUCAACAGGUUUCAAGGCCACUUAGAGGAUUACCUGAAGAUUCAGUUGCAGUACUAAGAGCCUGGCUUUUCAAUCACUUCCUUCACCCGUACCCAAGCGAUAAUGAGAAGCUUUUGUUGGCUUCACAGACUGGCUUGAAAAGAAACCAAAUAUCAAACUGGUUCAUAAAUGCACGGGUUCGGCUGUGGAAGCCUAUGAUAGAAGAGAUGUAUAGAGAGGAGUUUACAGAGGAUCAACAGGAUUCAAAUCCUUCUCCUUAGAAGUGGCAAUAGUGAAGCUAUCAUCUGGAACUGGAAGAAAUGGAUCAGCUAAAUGUUGACAAUUUUGAGUUGAUUCAGAGAUUUAUGGGUCCAUGUUAUAUAUUAUAAUGAGAGGCAUUAAGCUUUCUACUAUGCAGAUGCAUAUUUUUUGAGAGAUUGAGCAUUAUUUUCAAAUUUAGUAGACUUUGUUUAUGGAAGAUGAAAUCAAGUGAAUUAUAACACAAUCAAUCUGUAUGUAUCUACAUUUGGAGAUGUUGUGUGAUGCAGCUUUGUGUUGGUAAAGUUUCUCCAAGGAGAUCAGGUUUCACUGGAGUUGACUACUUCUACCAGUAAGGAUGUGAAACAAAAUAUUAAUGUCCCCCACUUGAAAGUUUCAACCUAAGUAAUGAGAAUUUGAUUUGUAAGAUAACGACUAAGUGAUGAGGCAUGAGUCCAUGACUAACGUGUAUGGGCGCAGCUGGUCAACCUUGUCCAAUCAAGCUCAAGACCAAUGUGCUAUAUGAGCUCAAGAAACAAUAUUAUGGAACUCUCUGAUCUCCAAGGAGAGAUGUCUAAGACUCUUAAGGGAAGUUCCACUAGGGAUAAAGUCAUUCGCCUCUGGAUUAAGAGCAUUUAGGUACAUUAAGCUAUAGGGUGGAGAUAUGUACUACAUAGGAGGAGGGUCAGUAGACUCCUUCGGAUGUUUGCUAUCGAAGCUUAGGAGAUAUAAAAUUGUCACAGGAAAUGAAAUUUGAAGGUGUUGUGUUUUAUGUGUCACUUGAGCUUCAUCUUGAUCACUUGUCAUUUAAGCUACUUACCAGUACUUAUAUAAUUGCAGAACAAAUAAAUCCCAAUAAGGAUCAUUGAUUUGUAAGACAAUGAUUAAGGAUUUGUUUGGAAGAUCUUUUUCAACUGUUUUUUUUUUAUAAGAAUAGCAGUUAGUGAAAAAUAAUGUCUAUUUGAAAGACAGUUUUUUCAUUGUUUUUUUACAAAUUUUUGCCUUCAAAAAAUUAUUUUUGAA
Messenger RNA from Dendrobium catenatum, 3543 nucleotides. Its product is annotated as BEL1-like homeodomain protein 11. Gene Ontology annotation, molecular function: DNA-binding transcription factor activity, RNA polymerase II-specific; RNA polymerase II cis-regulatory region sequence-specific DNA binding. Gene Ontology annotation, biological process: regulation of transcription by RNA polymerase II. Lineage: Eukaryota; Viridiplantae; Streptophyta; Magnoliopsida; Asparagales; Orchidaceae. The transcript has 5 exons. The record is from RefSeq and is a predicted model, not a curated record. Bases 1206 to 2543 code for a protein of 445 amino acids.